Messenger RNA from Penicillium angulare, 2439 nucleotides. RefSeq lists its product as uncharacterized. The transcript has a single exon. Gene Ontology annotation, cellular component: NuA4 histone acetyltransferase complex. Gene Ontology annotation, molecular function: protein binding. The record is from RefSeq and is a predicted model, not a curated record. NCBI's taxonomy places the organism in Eukaryota, Fungi, Ascomycota, Eurotiomycetes, Eurotiales, Aspergillaceae. Bases 1 to 2439 code for a protein of 812 amino acids.
AUGCCUCCUCUGUCGGCCUAUACUCCUUUUGAAUCCUUACUCUUUUUUCAAUCAUUAGCGACCCAUGAUGUGCGACCGGCGAGCUUUGCAUCCAUUUCCCAUCUCUUGACCAAUAAUAAGCUCGUUCGCGAGAAUGUUGCUUUCAGUGCUGAUCGCCUAAGCCCAGAGGCCUUGGAGGAUCUAUAUGCCACAUUGUUGCGCGAUAGAUUCAAUCGCGAAACAAGUCAAGGUCCCGCUGGAGGCUCAGCCGACAGCUCCAACGCCAGCACCAGCAAUCCGAAAAAGCGCAAGAUCUCAAGUCCAAAGCCAGAUGGGAGCUCCGAUGGGGUGACACAUUCGGUACAGGUGUCGGAGCUUGUGUCGCAUCUAUACGCCCGCUAUAGAGAAUUGGUAACGAAGGAAAUCAAAGAGGACGAAAAUAAGUAUGACCUCAUUCAAGAAGAGAUCAAACGUCUGUCAAAGGAAGAGCAGAAGCCGCAGACACCAAUCGCGCCCGCACCAGCUCCUCCGGCUGUACCAGUGAAGAAGCCCGAGCAGCCAGAACUGGUCAAGGUGGAUGUAAAGCAAGAAAAGCCGCGACGCAAUCAUCCUGGGCCCAUAACGCUUCCCCCGACCCCGGCUACCCUGGUCAAACCAACAGACCAAUCGCCUGCAAAACCCCCAGUCCCUGUACAAGCCCCGAAGGAAACCCAACAGCCGCCUGCUCAACUUCCCGCCAAACCCCCCGCAACAGUGUCACAGUCAAAACCACCACAACCAGCACCAGCACCGCCCAAGACAGACCCGACUGCAGUACAGGCUCCUGUUGCCCCGCCGCUUGCUCCUCGAGCCCAAGUAGCUCCAGCAACACCAACACCCUCGGCAGCCCCGCGACCAGUGCCCGCCCACCCAUCUCAGGUUGCGCCGCGUCCUCCUACAGCCGCAUCUCCAGCCGUGGUGAAAACUCCUGGUCCGCCAAUUGCCUCCGCUCCCAUAUCAACUCCUACCCAGUCAAGCUUCCAGCAAUGGCAGCUUGAACCGCCUCCUAAAUCACCAUAUCCCGCCGCACCAUCCAACACUACAACACCGCAAAUCAGUUCUACUGCCACCAAACAACCUUUACCCCCGCUUCCUCAAGUCCCUUCAGCUCAGCAUAAACCCUCAAUUUCAUCUACCCUUCCUAGUACGCCGGGCCCAUUAUCGUCUGGAGCUCAGACACCCGUUCCAAUCGGCCAUCCGAGACCUUCACAAACACCGAGCGUUGUCAUUUCAGCAUUCUCAGAGAGACGAGGCUCACGUCCUCGUCUCUCAAUAGAUACACCCGGUUCAUCUACACCUUGGAAGCGAACUCCAAGCUUGAUAAUUCCAGAUUCCCCGGUAUCUCCUGCUCGGCCUUUGCCCGAGGAUGUCAGUCCCAUCAGCGAGAGGGCACCAUCACCUGACGCUAUGGAUUUCGAGCUGUCAACUCCCCGAGAGAAGAAAACGACCCGUCGUGGACAAGCAACAACAGAUAAUAAGACCCCAACUAUUAAGACAGAGAAGCCAUCCGGAUCUCGCAGGAAGCGCGCCGAGAGCUCCGCCUCUACACGAAGCCGAGGGAGAUCUGCUGCAUCUCGUGGCACAUCCCCCGCCCAACCUGAUAGCGAUGUUCGCGCCUCCAAGCGUCAAAGGGGUGCGGCAGCAAGUCCUGACGGGGAAACACCGAAAGGCCGUUCAAAGCGCAAGCGAGCUCCCAGUGAAUCAGCAGAACAAGAAUCCGUUGCCCCAGAGGUACCGAAACUCUUUGAUAACCCUCGAUAUGUCAUGUGUGCUCGUGGUUUUCAUCGAACUGCCGCCCCAAUUUUGAACGAUGUGACUACACAUAAGCUUGCCUCCAUAUUUGCCAAACCCCUAGGUGAACGCGAUGCUCCCGGCUAUCACGACCUGAUAUAUCGACCCCAAGAUCUCAAGUCUAUCAAGUCCGCCGUUCACCAAGGUAGCAAGGCCGUAGCCAUCGCGACAGAGGCCGUCAGCACCCCCGCCGGAGAUGGUGAAUCCCCCGCACCCGGCGUUGGAGCUUCAUCCAAGAACAACGCACUCAUGCUGCCCAAGUCGGAAGAACUUCUUCCUCCAAAGGGUAUUGUCAACUCCGCUCAGCUGGAGAAAGAGUUCGUUCGCAUGUUUGCCAACGCUAUCAUGUUUAACCCUGUUCCCGAGCGUGAUUUCGGUCCUCACUUCCCCAUGAUCAGUGAUCGGGGUUCUCGAGAGAGCACCCAGUCCGCUGAUGGUGAUGAAGGUGGCAUCAUCCAGGAUUCAAGGGAAAUGUUCGAAGACGUGGAACAAGCUGUUAAUCGAUGGCGAGCUGCUGAGCGAGCCUCUGAACGGGCUUCAGAUGAAUUGGCCAUUAAGAACAUCCUCUCCCUUCGCCGGGGUAGUGCCAGUGAUUUUAAUGCUGAGAGCACUGACGAUGCUAAAGGAUGA